GAGACAGCAAGGAGUUCACUCACACACACACAAACUCACACAGAUACAAGAUCUAGUACAGAGGGUUACAAGAGAGGCUUCCCUUGUGAAACCACUAACACACAACUGUGUCUAGACUAUAUCACUUUCUAACUAUUGCUUGAAUACAUACACACACAUACACACUCUCUACACAAGCAACAGCUGUCAAGAUGUUGCUGCCAAGAGCUUUGACCCUGUUCAUCCUGUGGGGUUCUGCCUCUUGUGUGCAGUAUCGGGCUGACUUCAACAUGAUGGGAGUCACUGGUUGGAUCCUCUUUGACUCCACAGAGCAGAAGUCCACCACUAAUCUCACAGGAACUGGCACAUGUCGAAUCAAUAUCUCCCUCACUACAUUCCCGGUUAUGUACGGCCAUUUUGCUUCACCUUGUCAAAAGUCACACAUAGGAGAGAGUGUGUUCACAUUUUCUGUAGAUCAGCCUCAGGCUGUUGUGAAUGUGUCCAGUCUAUUUGAACAGAACAUUAGCCUCGAUGCCCUCUCUGUACUUGUGGACACAUGCACUGGCACAAGGAUUUGUGCUGGACUUACAUCAGAGUCCCACGUAAGGACAUGGCAGGCACGGUUUUACAGUCCCAUAGCUGGAAACAUCUACAUCCGGCAAGUGACAGGAGAAGCAGGGGCAAGGGUUCUCUCAGAUCUAAAAAAUGUAGAUCAGACCAGGACUUUUCCAAAUGUCACGAUCUUAGUGUCACAAAGCUCUGCCACCAGCUGCAAUACACUUCUUGGUAGUCUGGAUCCCAAGAGUCUUACAAAGCUGGGUGUUUUGACCGUGGGAUCACCUCUAGAGCCUGUGAAGUCUCGGUUGGAAAUAUCCACUCUCAAUUCUAAUGUCCACUUUGCCGUUCUCAACUUGACCUCGAGCUACAUGUGUGCAGAGAUCCGAAGCGUUGCAAUGAAGGUAGUUAGUGCUGUUGUGAACAUGCAAGGGAUUAAAGGCUACUUCACCUUCCAACAACCAUCUCCGUUCGAUCUCACCACCAUCAUUGUUAACCUGACAAACCUGGACAGAAGAGUUGGCCCGUACCACGUUCAUCAGUUUCCCCUGCCCCAAAUGAGAUCUCCAUCUGAUAGCAGCUGCAGUAACAACAACCUUGGGGGUCACUGGAACCCCUUUAAUUUGAAUACUCAGGCACCAAGAGGCUCAACUCAUGAUCUCUUUGAGGUCGGAGAUCUGAGCGCCAAGCAUGGAUCUCUGGAGAAUUCAAAUAACUUUCAAGCCACUUUCACGGACUGGAACCUACCUCUGUUUGGGCGGAAUAGCAUUGUGGGUCGCUCUGUCGUGAUGCACCUUCCAGAUGGGACCAGAUUUGCUUGUGCAAGCCUCGGCUACCCAGGCGAAGUGUCUGUCGCCAAGGCUGCCUUUCGUGGACUGGUUGUGGGGACGGUCCUUUUCACCCAACUCAGUAGUGACCCAUAUUCUGAUGUCUCUGUAUUUAUGGACCUAUCCUACGGACAACUUUCUGCACCUUCUACGAUGAAUCACAACUGGCAUGUCCACAACUAUCCCAUCAGCACAGAGACUGACAGUGACAAGGGAGGUUGUCUGUCCACUGGAGGACACUGGAAUCCAUACAACAUAGACACCACGGGGAGUGUAUACACUGUUAACUGUGCUCCCGACAGUCCUUUUGCUUGUGAAGUUGGGGAUAUCUCCGGCAAGCACAAGACUGUGGACCUACAGUCUCAGAUGGGAACAGUGGCAACCAAGAACUUUUUUACUGACACCACCUCUUGGUUGUCUGGAAUGGUUGGACGUUCUUUGGUGAUACAUGGUCCAAACCAAGCAGGUCCACGGAUUGCUUGUGCAAACCUCACCUUGUACCGUUUUCCCUCUGCUCGCUCGGAUUUUUGGCUUGGAACAGGAACCUCUGAAGGUCAAGUCAGAUUCUCCCAAGUUUCUCCUCAAGGGCCAACAAUCCUAAAUAUCUCCUUUACUGGGCUUAACGCGAGAGCUGGUGGCUACCACAUUCAUAUUCUUCCAAUCAAGAGCACCCAGGAACCUUGCUCGGACACCAACAUCAUGGGACACUUCAACCCGUUUUCUGUGAACACAGCCUCAUCUCCAGCUCCAGGGAACGGCACGGUUGACCAGUAUGAGAUUGGAGACAUCAGUGGGAAGUUUGGAGACCUGACGGGUCAGAACAGCUUUCAGAACCAGUACACGGAUGGUAACAUGCCACUUUCAGGGCCGAACAGCAUAAUUGGCCGGUCUCUGGUCAUACAUUACGCUAAUGGCUCAAGAAUGAGAUGUGCAGAUAUCUCAGCAGAGGUCUCCCAAGACGGAAACUUGGUGAUCGCCAAGGCCAUGUUUAGUAGUGCUAUAACUGGGACAGUGAUGAUGUCGCAGCUAUCGUUUCCAGAUGGCAGUUUUGGUGACGUUAUGUUAGAAGUGGAUGUGCGGGCAUCACAGUCAUCAAAUUUUGCAGAAGCGUCCUGGUACAUUGCAGAUAAGCCGGUGGGGUCAGAUGGUACAUGUCCUGGUGAAGAAGAAAUGUAUAAUCCAUUCAACACGACAAAUAUGAACAACUGUUCUCAGGACAGGGCUUUGUCUUGUUUGGUUGGAGAUCUGACGGGCAGACAUGGAUCCCUCAGUCUUAAAAAGAGACAACUGUACAAUGACAUUCUGCUGCAGCUGGCUGGAGACUUCACAGCUGUCCAUAGGGCAUUAGUUCUCAGACUCAAUAACACCACAACCGCAUGUGCAAAUAUUCACCCAGAAUCCCCUUCUGCCACCCAGAUUUUCCCCACAAUGGCCUCCUUCAGCAGGCAUGAUUUCCGUAAGAGAGUGGCAGAUGUGUUAAACCUGCACAUAUCCAGAGUUUCCAUCUUACCUGGUUCUCCUUCUCAAGGGCCUGAUGGGAAAUGCCAGCAGGUCAUGUAUCUGGUGUCAGGUGAGGUGAGCCAAGAGAAACUGAGAUCAGUUAAGACGAGUGACAUGAUGGGUGUUUUCAAAGAAUCAAAGACGUGCAUACCAACUGGAAACACGGGACUGAUGCUGGUCCCCUGCAGGAUGUUACUGUCAGCUAUGACGGCUGCAGUCUGUCUGCUCAGGUCACUGAGGCACUAGAUGGACCUUGCAGUGAUAACACAACACUGCCUGUACUUCAUUACCUGAAUAAACCAGGACACCUUUGGCCCAACUGCAGGAAUACAUCAAACUGUCAAUAUUUCUAUACCAAAUCUUUAGAGAACAUUCCUCAUUUUAUCAUGUUACACA
Carassius auratus (goldfish) is the source of this 3257-nucleotide messenger RNA. RefSeq lists its product as uncharacterized. Gene Ontology annotation, biological process: superoxide metabolic process. The record is from RefSeq and is a predicted model, not a curated record. The transcript is spliced from 10 exons. Bases 192 to 3107 code for a protein of 971 amino acids. Gene Ontology annotation, molecular function: metal ion binding. NCBI's taxonomy places the organism in Eukaryota, Metazoa, Chordata, Actinopteri, Cypriniformes, Cyprinidae.